This is a messenger RNA of Schizophyllum commune H4-8, 3708 nucleotides long. RefSeq lists its product as uncharacterized. The transcript has 16 exons. Gene Ontology annotation, cellular component: cell septum; cell periphery. Gene Ontology annotation, molecular function: chitin synthase activity. Bases 48 to 3155 code for a protein of 1035 amino acids. Lineage: Eukaryota; Fungi; Basidiomycota; Agaricomycetes; Agaricales; Schizophyllaceae. The record is from RefSeq and is a predicted model, not a curated record.
UUCCAACUGCCAGCGAGUCGUACGUCAGGCGCUCGCCCUUGUCCGCCAUGGCCUUCAAGCGCAAGCCCGUCCCUCGCUCAAGGACACCGCAGCAGGACGCCCAGGACCAGCAGCGCUCCGGGAAUCCUAGCCCGUCCGGAUACAAUGCGUCGAGCUCUCGUACAACGGCUCCCCAGGACGCACCGGACCCCGCACUGUCGGAGGCGUACGAAGACAUACGAAACGCGGUGGCAAGAAUGACGGGGGAGGGCCUGUACGACGAGGAGAGGGCCCCUCUGGUCCCCGAUCAACGAGCCUCGCUGCAUCCCGAUAACGCCUAUGCCCGCCCCACGUCCGAGUUCAGGAGAUAUCAGCCUGGCCAGUACCUCGAGCCAAUAUUGACGGGGGAGACGCUACAACUCGACGAAGCAAACACGCCUUCCUCCUCCGAUCACACGAACCCCUUCUCCGACACGCACACGCCCACCUCAUCACGACCCCAGAGCGGCUAUUAUGGCGGCUACCCCGCGUCCGCCUCGGACGACUCGCACGCCACAGCUACGAACACGAACGCCAGCACGACCCAGCUCGAUCACUUCGCCUACGACGCCGAGGCGUACGCGUCCGGGCACUACUCGCGCGCCGCUUAUCAGGCGCCGCCCCCGCGCUCGCGGUCGCCCACGCCAGGCAUCCUCGACGAUGACUACUACAUACAGCCCGAUGGCUCCGUCAGCUACUCCCCGGAAAAAGCAUACCCAAUGUAUCGAGAAAGCCCCGAGAAGGAAUACCCCCCAUACCCCACCGAUCCAGAAAAGGCGGACCCACAGACCGAGUAUUUCCUCGGGUACGAUCAACAGCCCUACCAGCAAGGGUACGACUAUGUCGCGCCCGUGCCCGGCGCAGAUGCAGAUCGAGGGACACUAUCGUCCGAGUCCACAGAGCCAGAAACGCCUGUGGAGACUCGCCACUUCGGGCCCGCCCCAAGUGGACGUAUCGUGCGGCGGCGGAAGACGAAGAAGCGCGUACAGCUGACGAACGGAAACUAUGUCGUCGACCUCGACGUACCGCCCAAGCUGGUGCUCCCGCGGAAGGGCGUGCCAGAGACGAUGCGGACGCGGUAUACGGCGGUGACGUGCGAUCCGGACGACUUCGAGCGGAGCGGGUUCUUCCUGCGACAGAACGAAAUGGCGCGGCAGACGGAGCUGUUCAUUGUGAUUACGAUGUAUAAUGAAGACGAGGUACUAUUCUGUAGAACCCUAUACGGCGUCAUGAAGAACAUCCAACACCUCUGCUCCCGCAAGAACUCACAAACCUGGGGUCCAAAGGCCUGGGAGAAGGUCGUCGUCUGCAUCGUCGCCGACGGGCGCAAAAAAGUCCACCCCCGCGUCCUCGACUGCCUCACCCUCCUCGGCGUCUACCAGCCCGGGAAGCACAUGGUGAACACCGUGAACAACGUGCCCGUCACCGCGCACCUCUUCGAGUACACCACCUCCUUCGGCCUCGACCCAAAUGUGCACUUCAAGUACCCGGACAAGGGGAUCGUGCCGACGCAGAUUAUAUUCUGCUUGAAGGAGAAGAAUCAGAGGAAGAUUAAUAGUCAUCGGUGGUUCUUUAAUGCGUUUGCGCCGUUGUUGCAGCCGAAUGUGUGCGUGUUGCUGGAUGUGGGGACGAGGCCUGGCAAUACGAGCAUAUACAAGCUCUGGAAGGCGUUCGACGUGAACUCGAGCGUCGCCGGCGCGUGCGGAGAGAUCGCCGUGUACAAGGGAGCUCGAUGGGAGUUGCUACUCAAUCCACUGGUCGCCGCGCAGAACUUCGAGUAUAAGAUCAGCGGUAUCCUCGACAAGCCCACGGAGUCCAUGUUUGGGUAUAUCAGCGUUCUGCCCGGCGCGUUUUCGGCGUACCGGUACAUCGCAUUGCAGAACGACGAGCGAGGCGUCGGUCCUUUGGCAUCGUACUUCAAAGGAGAGGUCCUACAUGGUCGGGAUACGGACAUCUUCACGUCGAAUAUGUACCUUGCGGAAGAUCGUAUCCUCUGCUUCGAACUCGUCGCGAAAGCCAACUCCAGCUGGGUCCUCAAAUACGUGAAGGGUGCCAUCGGCGAGACCGACGUCCCCGAUGCCGUCACCGAGUUCAUCUCCCAGCGCCGCCGCUGGCUCAACGGCUCCUUCUUCGCCGGCACCUACGCCAUCGCGCACGUCGGGCAGAUCCUGCGCUCGGGGCAUAGUCUGCAGCGAAGGAUCAUGCUGUUGGUGGAGACGGUGUAUAAUAUUAUCAACUUGAUUUUUUCGUGGUUCAGCAUUGGCAACUUCUACCUGUUCUUCGUCGUGUUAACGGCGUCGCUGGAGGAUCCGUCGUUGCAUGCGGAGGGGAUCAAGUAUGUGAACAAGCUCGCGCAGUUCAUCCUGGCGUCCACCAUUGUCGCGUGCUUCGUCUUCUCGAUGGGGAAUAAGCCCCAAGGAGCGAAGUUCAAGUACAUGUUCACGAUCGUGACGCUGAGCAUCUUCAUGGUCUACAUGCUGGUCGCGUCGGUGGUAACCGCGCUCCAGGCGGCGCAGCAGGGCGGGUCGCAGAAUAGCGCGAUGUUGUUCAGUGUCGUGAUCACGUUCGGCUUGUACGCGCUGUCAAGUAUCCUGGCGCUUGACCCGUGGCAUAUGUUAACGAGCUUCAUACCGUAUAUGUUGCUCUCGCCUAUGUACAUCAACGUCCUGAACAUCUACGCCUUCUCUAACCUAGACGACAUCUCCUGGGGCACCAAACAAGACUCCAUCGUCGAGCAGGACCUCGGCGCCGUCGUGCAGAACAACAAACUGCAGGUUGACGUCGAGAUCGCCGAGCCGUCGCACUUCGACAACAUCUACGAGCAGGCGCUGUCGAAUCUGCGGCAUCGCAAGCCCGCGGUGCCGAAGGGGACGCAGAAGCCGAGCGAGGCGGAGCAGGAGCAGAUGGCGAAGGAUUAUUAUGCGAAUAUCAGAACCAACGUACUACUUUCAUGGACAUUAUCAAACGCGCUUCUCGUGGUGCUCAUCCUCAGUACCGGCGACCCUACCAAGAGCCUUAGCGAGAACGGCACAACAAAAAGCUAUCUAGUAUUUAUCCUUGCCUUCACGGCCAUCACCAACAUAGUCAGAUUCUUUGGCUCGACGCUCUAUCUCAUCGCGCGGUUGAUUACUGGAUGAAUGCUGUUGAUUACAGCACGGAAAGGACGAUCGCUAUUCAGACUCUUCGUGGACAAAAAUGGACAUGCUAUGUGCUAUGUGUAUGUUACUAUUCUCGGACAGGUCAUGGACUGGAUAUGUAGCUCGAGACUGUAGGCCUCUUCGAAUACGCGUAAUGCAAGCGACGCAGACUAUGUCUCCAUUAUAGCCGAAGGUCCGAGAUGGUUGUGAUGCAGAAGUAUCGGGCUGGACGUGCAAUGACCCAGGGUCAUCGUAGGCGUCUUUUCCAGAGAGUAGAGCGGGGGGAUGAUGAUCACUGACAUGAAGACGGCAAUGCAGAAAUCUGAAGGGACGGAGGACUUGGACGACGCUGUCGCAGGCCUGAGCGGCGCGACGGUGGGGGCUGCUCUGGAAAGAUUCAGGCGUUGUGAAUGAGGGUGCUGAAGCGGAGGCCGACGAGCGCUCUGGAGUCAGGCUCGACACCAUUCCGCCUGCGCACACGAUUCAGCAGUUGGAGACGGGGGCCACUCAGCGGAAGAUGUUGACUUGAAGGGCGACUACUACCCGUCGAGCG